Molecule: messenger RNA, 2016 nt
Organism: Cutaneotrichosporon cavernicola
Lineage: Eukaryota; Fungi; Basidiomycota; Tremellomycetes; Trichosporonales; Trichosporonaceae
Exons: 3
Coding region: 1-2016 (671 amino acids)
Biological process (GO): intracellular transport
Cellular component (GO): nuclear pore
Source: RefSeq, a predicted model, not a curated record
AUGGCAAAGCGUGGCGCCGACGGGCAGAAGACUCGGGACGACACCUCUGACAAUGAGGAGGAGGACCCGGGCGUGCGCACCGAGGCCCUCAAGCCUAUCGAGGGCCGGCAGAUCCGCAGUAUUCCCAAGCGGAAAGGGGUUGCGCCGUCGCCCUUCGCGCUCGGCGGGAGUGGUGGAACCAACGGCCCGAGCUCGAGCUCAGCGCCUGCUCCCGCGGCAGCGCCUCCUCUCCCAGCAGCGUCUGGAGGGUUUGGAGGCUUCAGCUUCGGAAAGCCUACUGGCCCCACACCAAUCACGACUGCUCCAUCCACAACUACCCCGUCGAGUUUCUCGUUUGGUUCCACAGACAAGCCCAAAGAGAAGGAGGACGACGCGAUGGACGGCAGCUCCAAGUCCGCGUUUGGCGGGUUCAGCUUCGGCAAGGCUGCCGCGCCAGCUGAGAAGGCGGCGGACAGAGCGGCUGCUGCCAAGCCCGCGUUUAAUGGGUUCAACUUUGGCAAGGCGGCGGCUCCCGCAUCGGUCGCGGCACCCACUCCCUCAUUCGGCACCGCGGUUUCGGCAAGUGCCAAGGAGCCCGCGCCGCCCGCGCAGCGGGUAUCGAGCGGCAUCGUCCCGUCACAAUCAGCGCCGCCUGAUGAUGGCGAGGUUGCGUACUACACCGCGCUGCGUGGACUGAAUGCGGCGUUCUUGAGCUUCGUUUCCAAGAGCAUCACCAGCAACGAGUUUAUCAACCUCAGCGUCGUGCUGCCUGACCUCGUGCGGCAAUACGAAGGGUACCUCGCCGAGUCGAGUGCCAAGGCGGGGUGGAAGCCCGCACCAGCGGCCGCGCCGUGCGCUCCAGCGGCAGUGGCUGCAAAGAUCGCCGAGAAGGUGGAGAACGGGAAGGCUGUCGAGAAGGAGAAGGAGAAGGCACCCGCAUUCUCCUUUGCUGCCCCGAAGAAGAGCUCGGACGCAGUGAACGCUGCAGUCGCCGCCGUCCUAGCCGAGAAGGAUGAGCCAGAGAAGAAGAAGGAGGAGCCGAAGAAGGACAAGGGGUUCUCGUUUGGUUCCGCCAAGCCGGCUGGCCUCUUUGCGUUCGCGCCGUCGGCUCCUCUUGUUCCGACCACGCCUGACAGCAAGACGUUCAACCCGUCGGAGAAGCUCGGCAAGUUUGGCGCCGACGGCACCACGCCACAGCUCCCGUUCGGCAUGGCUUCGACGCCGAGCAAGGGUCCGAGCACCGGGUUUAGCUUUGGCAGUGCCGAGAAGAAGGACUCGGCGGACCAGGCGUCGUCGAGCCCGGCCUUCUCGUUUGGCUCGGGACCUGCGGUGGCCAAGCCGGCAGACAAGCCCGCGUUCUCGUUUGGCUCUGCUUCCAGCGCCAAACCGGCUGACAAGUCGUUCUCAUUCGGGUCCUCGGCCUCUGGGUUCACUUUUGGCGGCUCGCAGGACAAGGACAAAGCGGAAGCUGUCAAGCCAGCUGACAAGCCAGGCUUUUCCUUCGGAUCCUCGUCAUCGACACCCAAGCCGUUUACGUUUGGCUCGAGCGCGCCCAGCUUCUCCUUUGGCAGCACGUCCUCAACUCCUCCAGCAACCACCACCCCAACAUCCACCACCCCGGCUCCGUCUACAACCCCCGCCACCGAGACUCCCGCAGGAGAGGAGACGAAGAAUCUCGCCGAUGCCGAGGGCGCGGGCGAAGAGAAUGAGACGACCGUGUAUGAGCAGCGCGGAAAACUGUACGACCUCCAAGGAGGGAAGAACACCGUUGUCGGUUUAGGGCAGCUCAAGCUCAAGCGUGCCGAGGACGGCAAGCGUCGUCUCCUGAUGCGCGCGGAUGGGAGCGGGACUGUCGUGCUCAACAUGGCACUGCACGCUGCCUUCAAGGCCACUGCGGAGGGGAAGCAUGUUCGGUUCAUUGGCUUUGACUUGGCUGGCAAGAUGAAGCCUUUCGCGCUCCUGGUCAAGACGCCCGACUUUGCCAAGUCGCUCGUUGAGGCCCUGACGAAGGAGGUUGCAGCGCUCAAGGAGUCAUAG